Messenger RNA from Bipolaris maydis ATCC 48331, 1689 nucleotides. RefSeq lists its product as uncharacterized. Lineage: Eukaryota; Fungi; Ascomycota; Dothideomycetes; Pleosporales; Pleosporaceae. The record is from RefSeq and is a predicted model, not a curated record.
AUGUUGCAACGGUUUGCUUGAGCAAACUGAGUACGCUGCGCUCCACAGUGGGAGUGCUCAGCGUGGUGGACGAACGGGUCAAGUUGCACAAAUCCAGGGGCGCGGCUCCGACUACCAGCCCUACGGAUAUCGUCAAUCGACUCUCUUCCAGUUCUCCUUUCGGCAGACACGUGCAUGGCCCCAUGCACUGAAUUCCAUGCGUCUUGCAGGCCUGCGGAUCCCUCCGAAAGCUACGUAUGGCGCCCUGUUGGAGCUACGACUGGGUUGGCAGUAUUGUUUGUAAAGUGGCUGCCCCCAGGGCUCUCUGUAUCUGCAAUCCUAACCUCCGCGGCCAUCUUCGACCGAUUACUCGCGCUGAACCGCUUCCCCGCGCCACAUCACCAGACAACAGAAGCAUGCCGCAUGCGCUCUAGAGAUUUUCGCACUUGUUGUGAUCUUUAGGGCCGGGCCCACACCCGACUCUCUUUGAGCCUGUACCCACCAUGUCGACGGGUGCGGAUUGGAUCUCGCAACAUGACCUCCUCCGGAGCGAUUAUGCCAUGCUCGGCACCACCUCGACUGUGUUUGCAAUACGUGUUGCGGUCCAGAUAUGGCGACGAAGGCCGAUCGAAGCGCAAGACAUCUUGCUUGUAAUUGCUUUCCUGGCCUAUCUCGCCUUUACCAUUCUCUACAUAGUGAUUACGCCCACUUUCUUCAAACUGCAAGCGCUGGCAGCAGGCCAGAUUGUGCCAUGGCCAACGAUGGCGGCAGAUCUCAGGUUCGCAUCUGAAGUUAUGUGGCAAAGUGGCAUGGAGUACUGGACAUGUCUUUGGUUUGUCAAGUUUUCACUGUUGGCGCUCUACAAGAAGCUGCUCGCCGGGAUGCCCAGGACAUAUCUAUGGGUCUGGUGGGGAAUAUUAGUGUUUUGCGUUGUGACUUGGGCAACCUGUAUCAUAACAGGUCCAGGCCUGGCAUGUAACGACACGAAGGCGUUCUUUGAAAAAGGCAAACAGUGCCUAUCGCUUGAGGAGACGCGGCGACAGACAGCAAACCUUUACUACGCAUAUGCGGUCGACACACUGACCAAUCUUAUGGUCAUGUUCCUGCCGAUAAGACUCAUUUGGAAUCUCCAGAUGGAGAAAGCGAAGAAAAUUGGAUGUGGACUCCUCUUCGCUUCUGGUUUUGUUUGUAUACUCUUUUCGACUAUUCGCAUCGUUCAGGUUGGUCAGGAUGGGAAGCCGAAGUCACCAGAUCCGAAAUGGCUUACCUUAUGGACGAUUGUGGAGUGCUCAACAGCUGUGAUGAUUGGCUGCUGCCCAAUGCUUGCGUCUGUUGUGCCAAAGAGUUGGUCCCGUCCUUCGAACCGGGCGUCGUUCAACGCAGAAGGCUACGUCGACCAGUCACCCAACGGAUCAGACGAGAGUGGAUCAAAAAGUCAACGUUUUCGUAAUAUGCAUAGCUCCAAGAGUCGAAAAAAGCGCAGUGAAAAGUCUUCGCAACAAGUCAGCGUAGCCACUCAAGAUGAGCUCCCAGAACGCCGAACCGGAGGUACCGGUAUCAGGAUCACAGAUGAAAUGCGUGAACAGCACAUGCGACGAAUGGAAGAGAACCGGCACAUGGAGGAAGGGCGCUCGAAAGGCCAGCCACAGGACGUGUAAGUAGGUUUGUAGCUGCCAGUAAUUCAUUUCAAGAAUAAAACAAUCUCACAAG